AUGAGUGCGACGGAAGUUUUCUACUACCAUCAACAAAGUUAUCCGGCGUACUGCGGACAUCAAGCGGAUCCACAGCAACAGUUGCACAACUUUCCGAACUCCUUCGGCCAUGGAAACGUGGAUGGAUACUUCACCGGAGCCGGGUGGUUCUAUCCUCCGGUGGAAGCGAGCAGUGACGAGUACGACCCCUGUGCGAAUGGGGACAUUUUCCCGCCCAGCCCACAGUCGACCGGUGGCGAAAGUGUCGAAAGCAUCGCCACGCCCGACAGCUACUCAACGGUCGAGGUCCGUUUGAAUACGCCGGUCAGCACAACGUCGGACGGAGCUAGCACCUCCGACAGUGAUAUCCAGAGUCCUGCCGAUCCGCUGCCGAAGGUGACGAAGGGGAAAGGCAAACGGGGUGGCGCCGUGCCGACGGUGGUGCGACGGAAGCGACGCCUGGCGGCCAACGCGCGCGAACGGAAGCGGAUGCAGGGGCUGAACGAGGCGUUCGAUCGGUUGCGCCAGUAUCUGCCCUCGCUCGGCAACGAUCGACAGUUUUCCAAGCACGAAACGCUGCAAAUGGCUCAGUCGUACAUCGGUGCGCUGGUGGAGCUGCUGGAUUAA
This is a messenger RNA of Anopheles coustani, 606 nucleotides long. RefSeq names its product twist-related protein-like. Gene Ontology annotation, molecular function: protein dimerization activity. The coding region runs from base 1 to 606 and encodes 201 amino acids. Lineage: Eukaryota; Metazoa; Arthropoda; Insecta; Diptera; Culicidae. The record is from RefSeq and is a predicted model, not a curated record. The transcript has a single exon.